Messenger RNA from Cantharellus anzutake, 843 nucleotides. RefSeq lists its product as uncharacterized. The transcript is spliced from 3 exons. The record is from RefSeq and is a predicted model, not a curated record. NCBI's taxonomy places the organism in Eukaryota, Fungi, Basidiomycota, Agaricomycetes, Cantharellales, Hydnaceae. The coding region runs from base 1 to 843 and encodes 280 amino acids.
AUGACUCCAUCACUGCUAGUUUACAAACUACUUCAACUAAAAAGCGAGAUGACCGCCUCGGCUGGGAGCAAUAACACUAGUUCCAGCGAGGAGAACAAAGUGCCUUCUGCCGUCCCCAAAACUCAAUCAGUGGCAACAUCAUCGAUGAAGUUAUCCACGCCGUCGGUAUCUCCUUCCCCGGCUGCCGGUGGCAAAACAUCGGCGACUCUCCCCCGAACCGAACUCCAAAUUCAGGAGGCCCGUAGAGAAACUGCAAGAUUCUUGAACGGAACCAUUUAUACAGUCAUCAUCUGCACCGUCAUUUUCAUGGGUAUCUUACUUCCCGGAAGUUUUGUCAGCGCCCUUCAGCCUAAUUUCAAGAUCUGGCAUAUGACUUUACUGGCUCAGGUUACGAGGGUGUUUCGUCAAUAUUAUGGAUAUUUCUGGACGUUCCUGGAAUCGUAUGCGCCUUGGCUAAUUUUGCGUUCCUCGUCCACUCCUUGUUUAGGGUCUAUUUCCGGUGUUACUCACGAUCAAUUCGUGUUACCUGAAAUCAAAUAUGCGGGCUUCUUUGUAACCCCUUCCGAACAUGGCCCGAAAAAAAUUUUUUCCUUCAACAUCGAUAACCUCCAUCGUCCUUUCUUUUCUCUGCCGCGAAAGUUCACCUGCCCGUCUUAUCAACUUUUUCCGCCUACAUUUUCUCCCACUUCUGUCAACCUUCGAUUCUUUGCUGUGCCUAUUGCUUGCCACCCAGCGUUGGAAUACCCAAACAUACAGGCGAUGAUUGAGGCUAGCCGUGUCAACAACCCGCCAAUGUUACUUGAUUUAGGAAUUACCUACACUACGGGCUACUACCGGGGUUGA